AUGUCAAAGUGGAAGCAGUGGGAUGUGUUUAAGAAUAAAAUGUCCCGCAAAAGGAUGGGAAAAAAGGAAGAAAAAGACGAGACUGAGUAUUUGACAGUACAGCGACUAUCUGCCUCUGUCGAAGGAAAGGCACAAAAAUAUACAAGAAUUGGCCCAUUGACAAUGGUACCGUUUCCACAUGAAGAUAAGACAAUGGAAAAUAUCAAACACGCAUGCAAAGACCAUUUCGAGAUUGAUAAAGGAUAUCAAUGUGACGUUCUUGCGGGGGAGAGAGGACCAUCUUAUACAAAUGUGAAUCAGAUUAAGAACUGGAAACUUAUUCACAUCCGGUUUGUGGAAAAAGAACCCGAGCUGAGAAAGAGCAGAAGUUCUAAAGAAAAGGAAGACCACACUCAAGCACAUAACCUGUCACUACCAAUAUCAUAUGUCAACCGUGCCUAGUUGUUCCAAUAUUGCACCGUCGUCUCGUUCUGUAUUCCCUCAGUCUGUCCCUCUCAGUCAACUCAUUAAGAUCGGGAAGUUUAUCCCACCGAAAAAGGACAUUGUCACUUUACAGUUAGAAGCAUUUGAUGUUGAGAGAAGAAGCUGGAAAGAUCCAGUGGAAGUAGUGUUGUCAAUUAGCGUUGAUAAGUUUGCAAGUGGUGCCUGCCGUGAUGCAUUUUUAGCUACUGGUCUCAAGGGAUUGGAUGGAAAGUUUGUGGUCAAACGUUAUAGGUCUGAUCGGGUUGUAGAGCAUUUUCAGUCCCUUGAUACGCACACUAGAAAAGUGGUACAGAUGCAUGCUCUUGCUAGGCACUUUUCAUUAUUGUUGCGUGAUGGUGCUCCUCUUCAAUUCGGCGAUACAUUCCUCUAUACCAAGCUGUACUAUGCAGAGAUGAAGGGUGAGUUUGUUACAGUAGAGUCCUACAUUGAAGGAAGUUUCAGAAAAUAUGUGAAUAACACUGGCGACAUUGUUCUAAAAGAUAGCAGUGAAAUUGCUAUGAAGGCAGAAUCGUUUGUCCAUUACUCUUUUGUCAAAUCAGGAAAGCAGCUUAUAAUUGUGGAUCUGCAAGGCGUAGGAUUUGUGCUUUGUGACCCAGAAAUAGCAAGUAGCGAGUUAUAUGAUGAAAGUGAUGGCAUCUAUUUCUGUGCUGGAAAUCUUUCAACCAAUGCAAUAGAAACAUUUUUUGUACAACACAAAUGCAACAAGUACUGUGAACUAUUAUCUUUGGACAAGCCAUGA
Molecule: messenger RNA, 1222 nt
Organism: Paramuricea clavata
Lineage: Eukaryota; Metazoa; Cnidaria; Anthozoa; Malacalcyonacea; Plexauridae
Source: the annotation of a GenBank genome assembly